AUGAGCAAACGCCAGUUGACAUUGAGCUCCUUCUUCACUAAAAAAACAGACACCAACGCUCCCAAUGCGAAACGUCCCAAGAAUGUGGAGACACGACAAUCCAACAACAAUAACAACGACAUGACUGAACAAACCACAACGCCGCCGCCUUCGUCGUCGUCGCCUUCUUUACCCAUUGACAGCUCUCCUUCCAAUUCAGGAUCACCAGCAAAAAGUCCACCUCGAAUGCCCACCAGACGUGAUCCUGAAGCUGCAGCUAAACGCCAUGAACGUUUUGUGGAGAAGUUUGCACAGCUGGAGCGUGAUCGUGAAGCAAAACGGCGACGCGUUGACACACCACAAGCAUAUUCACCACUGGAACUACAAGUUCUCGAGCUCAAACGGAAGCAUCCCGGUGUGCUUUUAGCCAUUGAAGUAGGAUACAAGUUUCGAUUCUUUGGUGAAGAUGCUAAGAUUGCGUCACGUGUAUUGCAUAUCGCUCAUUUUGUGGAUCGAAACUUUUGGGUGGCGAGUAUACCAACACAUCGAUUAGCUGUACAUGUACGAAGGUUGGUGCAUGCUGGACACAAGGUCGGGGUUGUACGACAAACCGAGACAGCCGCUCUCAAAGCUGUUGGAUCGAACAAAAGCGCCCCUUUUCAACGUGAGCUCAAGCAACUUUAUACCAAAGGCACCUUUGUCGAUGAGAUGGAUACCGUUGGAGUGGAUGAGGAAGCCAAAGUGGAAUCUUCUACAAGCUACCUGGUUUGCAUUGUCGAAGAAAAACGAGGUGGAGGAGGUGUUGACGAACGCGUCAAAAUUGGUUUGGUGGCUGUUCAACCUGCUACAGGCGAUAUCAUGUAUGACUCUUUCGAAGAUGGCUAUAUGCGAUCAGAGCUGGAAACACGCCUUUUGCACAUUGAACCAAGCGAGCUACUAUUACCCCACACACUCAGCAAAGCUACCGAAAAAGUGAUAAGUCAUAUGAGUGGUCAAAGACCUACCGUUUUCGGUGAUUCAGUGCGCAUUGAACGUAUGGAGGAAAACGACAAAUUCGCUUCAGACUACAAUACAGCAUUCACAUUUGUAUCCAACUUUUAUACCCAACCAUCCAACCAUGAGAAAAACUAUGAGCUACGAUUCUCAGAAAUCUUGAAUCUCCCUGACCCAGUAAUUAAAGCGUUGGCAUCUAUAUUGCGCUAUCUUGAAGAAUUCGGCUUGGAGCAUGCAUUGCAACUCACCAAAUACUUUGUUCAUUUCUCGUCUCGAACGCACAUGUUAUUGAACGGCAACACACUGGCAAAUUUGGAGAUUUAUCGCAAUUCCACCGACUUUACGGAGAAAGGUUCACUCUUUUGGAUACUCAACCACACAAAAACACGAUUUGGGAAGCGAUUAUUGCGUAAAUGGGUGGGUCGACCUCUUGUGGAUGUACAACAACUCAAUGAGCGUAUCAAUGCUAUUGAAGAAUUAUUGACAACCGAUAAUCCGAUGAAGCCCACUGUGGAAGACUUGUUGAAGCAUAUGCCUGAUCUCGAGAAAGGUCUUUCCCGUAUCCACUAUGGCUUGUCUUCUCCCUCUGAGCUUUUACAAGUUCUCAAUGCAUUAGCCAAGAUAUCACAUACAUUCAGCAACAUACAACAUGCCGAAAGCUUUCAAUUCGAAUCGGGUCUUUUGAACCAGCUCUUUGGAUCGCUUCCUCGGAUAUACAAUGACGUUACGGCGUUCCAAGGGAUGAUCAAUGCGAAUGCUAUCGACAUGCCAGAUUGCAAACUUCACUUGUUUCGAUCCGAAGAACGAUGGCCGGAAAUACUACGUCAAAAGGAGAGCAUUGCUUUGGUUGAAAGUGAAUUAGACGAGUACUUGAGAAAGGUCAAACAAAGCACAGGGAUCACGGGUCUUCAAUUUGUCCACGUGGCUGGCAUUGAGUAUUUGCUUGAAGUCAAAAAUACGCUUAUCAAAAAAGUCCCUGGCGAGUGGAUCAAGAUCAGCGGCACUAAGGCGGUUUCUCGAUUCCACACACCCUUCACAACACAAAAGCUGAAAGAACGUGAGCGUCACAAGGAGCAAUUGGUGGUUACAGCAGAAAAUGCAUAUCGUGAAUUCCUGAGGGAGGUUUCUGACAAGUAUGAGACAUUUCGUGAUGUUGUGCUUAGCCUUGCCCAACUCGACUGCUUGCUUUCCCUUGCUACGGUUGCACGGCGACCCAAAUACGUCAAGCCCACAUUUUCAGAGCAUACGCAGAUAAAAGUGACCAAUGGGAGACAUCCAAUGGUUGAGCAGUUCCUAUCCGAUUCCUAUGUUGCCAAUGACGUUGACUUUGAUCCGGAUGAUAUCAGCACAAUGAUCUUGACAGGGCCUAACAUGGGAGGCAAGAGCUCAUAUAUUCGGCAAGUGGCAUUGAUAGCCAUCAUGGGGCAAAUCGGUUCCUACGUUCCUGCUGAUUCUGCACACCUUGGUAUUUUGGAUGCUGUAUACACUAGAAUGGGAGCUUUCGACAACAUGCUAAAGGGUGAAAGCACAUUCCUUGUUGAAUUACACGAAGCAUGCGAUAUUAUGAAGCAGGCAACCCCACGAUCAUUGGUGAUUUUGGAUGAGUUGGGCCGAGGCACAAGCACCCAUGAUGGAAUGGCAAUCGCCUAUGCCGUGCUUGAGCACUUUAUUACUCGUGUUCGAUCCAUCACGCUUUUCGUCACCCAUUAUCCAUUUCUGGCAGAUAUCUUUCCUUCAGCUGCAAAUCGACAUAUGAGCUUCAUUGAACACGGUGAUGAUGUCGUAUUCCUUUACAAACUUGUCGAGGGCACUAGCUUGAAGAGCUAUGGAUUGAAUGUUGCGCGUAUGGCUGGACUCCCGGAUACUGUCUUAAAGGUGGCCAAAGUCAAAGCGAUGGAAAUGGAGAAGGCGAUCGAGGCAAAACAGAGUCUGAAAGAUCAACGAACUUUAUUGCGAUACUUGUACGAUCCACAAUACCUCUCGGAGCACACGGAUGAUUUCAAGAAAUGUGUGAAUUCCCUUUUACCUCCUCCAUCAGAAUAG
Lichtheimia ornata is the source of this 3015-nucleotide messenger RNA. RefSeq lists its product as uncharacterized. Gene Ontology annotation, molecular function: ATP binding; ATP-dependent DNA damage sensor activity; mismatched DNA binding. Lineage: Eukaryota; Fungi; Mucoromycota; Mucoromycetes; Mucorales; Lichtheimiaceae. Gene Ontology annotation, cellular component: nucleus. The record is from RefSeq and is a predicted model, not a curated record. Gene Ontology annotation, biological process: mismatch repair; mitotic recombination. Bases 1 to 3015 code for a protein of 1004 amino acids. The transcript is spliced from 18 exons.